UAAAAAAUAUAAAAAUAUCAACAAAACUGAAACGGAAACCACAGCAUCAAAAGCAAAUAUCAAAAGGAGUAGAAAACUUAAAUCAAAACACAUUUGUAAGUUAUGAAGUCAUGAGACCGACAUUCGAUCGACGCCUCUGGAUAUUAUUGUUCAUUAUUUUAGUACAAUGCACCAUCAGCACAAAACAGCAAAAUAUCAAACCGCAAAAUUCAAAUCAUGUACACAAACCCGCCGAUCCUGCUCCAACAUGGCGGAGCCUAUCAAUACAGAGCACACCAGUGUUGAACAACAGCAAAGAAAAAUCUUUCUUACGAACAACAGAUGACAAUAUCUUAUCACAAGCUGCAAAGCUUAAGAAAUCCAACACUAACGUCUUCAAACAGCAGCAAGAACUCAAUGUGUUUACACAAAAAUGUGCCAAAAAUUGUUUAGAAACAAAUAAAUCUGCUCAGCUCUCACUCUCACCUGCAGCCAACCCUAUCUCAACUGUACAUUCCGAUCAAAUCCAACAUUCUGCAAAUAAAUACAGCAAACCAUUUCAAUUGCCUUUGAUGACUGCGGAAAGUGCACAGUCGCAAAAGUCAAAAAGUCCUGCCAAAUCAAAAGCUAAGAAGAUUGUUAAUAGUAGAAAAGUGCUAACAGAACAUGCCAAAGUGCAUAUAGCGCAUCGUAGCCUACACAAAGAAGUACAACUCCAUAGACAACCACACGAGCAUCACAAAAUUCACAAUAAACCGCAUAGCACUAUUGUGAAUACACGUAUUAGGCGCGCUACAGAACGUUUGCAUGCACUGAACACUCUCGACGCUAACAAUGACAGUGUAAGCAAUGAAGAGUUCACUGUGUCUGAGACAACUAAAAAACCAGUCUCGGCUUACAAUACUGCACUGUUGGAGCAGAUCAGCUUUACAUCACCCUCUCAUUUUCUUCAGAAACAGCAAUAUACCACUACUUACUAUAAUGAGAGUAUUUCUCAAUUGAGCUCACAUGAUGGUGUCCAUCUGCUUGCGUUUGCACAACGUCCUUUUAGCGUUUUGGCACCUAAAACUAAACGCUCAAGGUCCACAGUCACUAUGCCAGUGGAAAAAAUACACAAGGUUAGCGAACCAAUGAUUAUUAUUGAUGAUGGAGAGGAAUUUGAUAGUGGCAAUGAUCAUGAGCUGGCAGCUGUGGCCAAUGCUGAUGAUAAAAGCGAAGAUUACUCACAUGACGAACCUUUGGAACCACGCGUUCUUCCUCUUCGUCCGGUACCACCUAAUCCAUAUGAGGAUGAAGAAAUGUCCGUUGUUUAUGCUGAACAGCAUUCCGAAAUACGUUUAAUGUGCGAAGUGGACCUGGAUAUUGCAGCCAGUAUGUGGUAUAAGAAUGGACAGGUUGUGCACGCCAUUGAUCGCACCUCACGUGCCACCGAUUAUCGUUUCAUUAAAGAGGCUAAUGGAGCGCUCACCAUCACCAAUGUCAUGCUGGAAGACGAUGGCAAGUGGCAGUGCGAAGCUGAGAAUACGCGCCGAUACACCGAAAACGCGAGACCAGUCAAAUUGGUAGUAUUAGAUCGUCCAAAGUCGCCAUAUUUGCUGAUUGACUCAAGGCGCCUGGAUGCAGGCAAUAUUUUUGUACCAGUCAAAGAGAAUUCUGAACUAAAUUUGGCUUGUGUAAGCGAAGGUGGGAAUCCAAAGCCUUUGCUCACUUGGGAGGUGUUACUUAGUCCUGGUGUGGAUCGCCAUGCACAAAAAGUGUCUGCUGAAGUACUAGAGUUGGAGGAAAUCAAAAGUGAUAAGGUUGUGCACGCCAUUGAUCGCACCUCACGUGCCACCGAUUAUCGUUUCAUUAAAGAGGCUAAUGGAGCGCUCACCAUCACCAAUGUCAUGCUGGAAGACGAUGGCAAGUGGCAGUGCGAAGCUGAGAAUACGCGCCGAUACACCGAAAACGCGAGACCAGUCAAAUUGGUAGUAUUAGAUCGUCCGAAAUCGCCAUAUUUGCUGAUUGAUUCAAGGCGCCUGGAUGCAGGCAAUAUUUUUGUACCAGUCAAAGAGAAUUCUGAACUAAAUUUGGCUUGUGUAAGCGAAGGUGGGAAUCCAAAGCCUUUGCUGACUUGGGAGGUGUUACUUAGUCCUGGUGUGGAUCGCCAUGCACAAAAAGUGUCUGCUGAAGUACUAGAGUUGGAGGAAAUCAAAAGUGAUAAGGUUCCUGUUGCAUAUUAA
This is a messenger RNA of Teleopsis dalmanni, 2201 nucleotides long. RefSeq lists its product as uncharacterized. Gene Ontology annotation, molecular function: cell adhesion molecule binding. The transcript is spliced from 7 exons. Bases 111 to 2201 code for a protein of 696 amino acids. Gene Ontology annotation, cellular component: cell-cell junction. Lineage: Eukaryota; Metazoa; Arthropoda; Insecta; Diptera; Diopsidae. The record is from RefSeq and is a predicted model, not a curated record. Gene Ontology annotation, biological process: cell-cell adhesion.